AGUUCUUGCAGAGACUCUGUGCCAUCUGGACGUGCAUGCGGGUUUAACUAACAGAAAUACAGAAUCAAGAAAAUAUAUUGAACGCCAAAUAAAAAGUAUACGAGCAACACCUUUGCUACCAUUUUCAUUUACUUUUUUUUCUCGUUGUUGCCAUUAAGUUGUUUAUUCCUUGUAUAAGAAUUAAAUAUAUACAAAGUAUAAAAAAAAAAACAAAACAAAGUGCAAAACCUUUGUAAAAGAAACUAAAGAGGUUUUUUAUGAACUGUGUGUGAGUGUGUGUGUGUCUCUGUGUUUGAAGGUGGUGCGUGAGUGUAAAGAAGAAACGCGUGCCGGAAAAUUGUAGAAAGCACUUUUUCCUUCCAUUCAUCCUCCGAAAAAGAACAUAAAUAUCUUGAACAAAAUGACAACCAAAAUGGCAAUUAAUGCUAAGGAUAUAUUCCGUAAUCAGCAUAGAUUAAUACGUUUUAUUGAACAAUCGAUACGUUUGUGUAGCAAUCAAUCGUUGAAGGCUGCCCAGAAGCAACAGCAGCAACAGAAAUCGAAUGCCGAUUUCGAGAUAACCACAUCGAUUAAUACACAAUACACAAAUGCACCGGAACCGAUUAAACAUGAUAAGGAUUUGGGUGAUCUAUUUAAGGCCUCACAGUUGCAGGUGCGUUUGGCCUCACCACAGCAAUUGCAGCCGAAACCCGAUAAUGAUGAGGAGUUGGGUUUUGGUAAACUCUUCACCGAUCACAUGCUAAAGAUCUAUUAUCACAAGAGUUUGGGUGGCUGGCAGAAGCCAGAGAUAACGCCCCUAGAGAAUUUGGUUAUGCAUCCAGCUGCCAAGGUUCUUCACUAUGCCGUCGAGCUAUUCGAGGGCAUGAAGGCUUAUCGCGGUGUUGAUGGUAAAAUUCGGAUUUUCCGCCCAGACAUGAAUAUGAGUCGCAUGAAUUUGGCUGCCCAACGUUCAGGUUUACCCACAUUUGAGGGUAAAGAGUUUAUCAAAUGUCUAUCCAGAUUGCUGACCAUCGAUUCCGAAUGGGUGCCACACACAGACACAGCCAGUUUAUAUAUACGACCCACUUUAAUAGGCAUUGAUCCCACUUUGGGUGUAGCUUCAUCAGAUUCAGCAUUGCUGUAUUCCAUACUCAGCCCGGUGGGCAGUUACUUUAAGACUGGUUCAAAUGGUGCUGUCUCCUUGCUGGCCGAUCCCUCAUAUGUUCGUGCCUGGCCAGGUGGUGUGGGCAAUCGUAAAAUGGGUUCGAAUUAUGCACCAACGAUUAAUGUACAAAAGGAGGCCGCCGCUAAAGGAUUGCAGCAAGUUCUAUGGCUAUAUGGUGAGGAUCAUCAGCUAACAGAAGUCGGCACAAUGAAUAUAUUCAUGUUCUAUGUGAACGAUCAAGGAGAACAAGAACUGAUUACUCCGCCAUUGAAUGGUCUCAUCCUGCCAGGCAUUACACGUGACUCCAUAUUGGCCAUGAGCCGGCAAUGGGGUAAAUUUAAAGUACGCGAAGAUCUCAUUACCAUGCCCAUGGUGUGUGAUCUCCUGAAUCAGGGACGCUUGUUGGAACUCUUCGGCGCUGGCACUGCCUGUGUGGUUAGUCCCAUUAAUCGCAUCAAUUACCUUGGUCAGGAUCUAUAUAUACCCACCAUGGAGCAAGAGAAGCCAGUACAUGAGCUUAUAAGGGAAACGCUCACCGAUAUUCAAUACGGAAAAGUUGAUCAUCCCUGGGGUGUGGUUAUCGAUUAAUCAGAUCCUACAACCUCAAACCUCCUCCCCCUCCCCUCUUAUUGUGUAUUAGUAGGCUAUAUCUAUAUAGUUCAAACAGAGUUACUGGGUGUUUUGCCAAUUUGCUCGAAUUUUUCAUUCGUCUUUGUUUAUGUGUUUGCAUUUACGUACCUACAUACUAUACUAUAAUCAUACUAUACUACGCUACACUAUAUACAUACAUACAUAUAAACAUAUAUGUGUUAUUUGUGGAUCGGGUCUGGUCUAUCUAUGUAUAUAUACCUAUACAUAUUAGUUAGCUACAACUUGAGAGUUAUUAUCUAAUUUAUUUACAAAUUUUUCUUAUAAUCAUUUUUUUUUUAUCUCAAUUUGAAUAUAUAUAUGUAUCUAUAUAUUUUUAUAUCCGUUUCAUGCGCUUUUACUUCCAAGCAGCAUUCAAAAUUUUAAAUGUAUAAAAAAAAAAUCAAAAAAACAAAAAAAUGAAACCAAUUUGUAAGUAGGCUUAAAAAAGAAAAAACCACCAAUCUUAACUAUGGAACAAGUUUUUUUGAAAAACGUACCGGAGGCAAGUGCAUUUAUUAGUCUAUAAGUCUUUUGCGUUUUGUCAGAGUUGAACGAACAGAUAACUGAAGUUAAUUUACCGAUUGUUUGGAGGUAAGAGCAAGCUGUGACUAAAAUUAAACUAAACUUAGUUUUACAAGACAAUCCACAAUAACUACACAAAAAUACGUAAAAGAUUAUAUAAUUUGAAUUAUAUAUACAUAUAUACCUAAGUACAUCAUAUAUAAAUAAAUUUUAUAUAGAAAUCUAAUAACUAAGCGAAUAAAGAAACAACCAAAAACCAAACCGAA
Messenger RNA from Drosophila willistoni, 2562 nucleotides. RefSeq names its product branched-chain-amino-acid aminotransferase, cytosolic (gene Bcat). Gene Ontology annotation, molecular function: branched-chain-amino-acid:2-oxoglutarate transaminase activity. Gene Ontology annotation, cellular component: mitochondrion. The transcript has 6 exons. The record is from RefSeq and is a predicted model, not a curated record. The coding region runs from base 401 to 1732 and encodes 443 amino acids. Gene Ontology annotation, biological process: L-leucine biosynthetic process; L-valine biosynthetic process. NCBI's taxonomy places the organism in Eukaryota, Metazoa, Arthropoda, Insecta, Diptera, Drosophilidae.